AUCGGUGUCAUUAGAGAGCAUACUCGCACAGGUUGUUGAAAGGAAAUCGAGAAAAUGAGAUUUGUUCGUGCCUCAAAGUACCGUCACGUGUACGGCCAGCCUGCUAAGAAGGAGCUGUGCUACGAUAACAUCAGGGUUUCAACCAACGCGUGGGAUUCUAACUUGAUAAAGGCAAAUGGCAAGUACAUCUCUGUCAAUUGGAACGCGUCCGGUGGUGGUGCCUUUGCAGUGAUUCCAAUUGGUGAGGUUGGUAAGGCUCCAGAUCAGGUUCCCCUGUUCAGAGGCCAUACAGCCACGGUAUUGGACACUGAUUUCAACCCAUUCAACGACAAUGUGAUCAUCUCUGGUUCCGAUGAUACCAAGAUCGGACUGUGGAAGGUGCCUGAAGAUUAUUCCUUCCACCACUACGUUGACGAUGACGACAACAUCAAGGAUGUCUCGCCAGUGGCCCUGUACUCCGGUCACAAGAGAAAGGUUGGGCAUGUUUCCUUCCAUCCAACGAGUGAAAACGUUGCAGCCUCCUCCUCCUUGGACUACACCGUUAAGCUGUGGGACGUUGAGACUGGUACGGAUAAGAUUACUUUACAGCAUAACGAUUUGGUGACGUCGUUUGCCUUCAACUACAACGGUAACUUGCUCGCAACUACGUCUCGUGACCGUAAGCUUCGUAUCUGGGAUAUCAGAUCCAACAAGAUCAUCAGCGAAGGUGCUGGCCACUCUGGUGCAAAGGCCUCCAGAGUGGUUUGGUUAGGUAACACUGACCGUGUUGGUACCACUGGGUUCUCCAAGCUAUCUGAUAGACAAAUGGCUGUUUGGGACUCUUCCAACGUUGGUGCUGGUCCAAUUGGUGGCUUCUACACAAUUGACUCUUCUGCUGGUAUCCUGAUCCCAUUCUACGAUGACUCGAACAAUAUCUUGUACGUGGGUGGUAAAGGUGAUGGUAACAUCCGUUACUUUGAGUUCCAAGACGAUGAGCUUUUCCCAUUGUCAGAGUUCCAGUCCACGGAUGCUCAGAGAGGUUUAGCAGUAGCACCAAAGAGAACCGUCAACAUUGCUGAGAAUGAAGUUUUGAAGGUGUACAAGACUGUUAGUGAUUCUCUGAUUGAACCGAUCUCUUUCAUCGUUCCAAGAAAGGCAGAUUUCUUCCAGGAUGAUAUUUAUCCGGAUGCUCCAUCUGAUAAACCAGCAUUGAGUGCUGAUGAGUGGUUCGGUGGGAAGGACGUUGAUGGUCCACUCCUGGUUUCGAUGGAGGAUAUCUACAACAAGGUUGAGGCAACUGUUAAACCAUCGUCUAAGCCGGAAUUGAAGAAGGAGGCACCAAAAAAGGAGGAGCCAAAGAAGGAGGAGCCAAAGAAGGAAGAGCCAAAGAAAGAAGAGCCAAAGAAGGAGGAGCCAAAGAAAGAAGAACCAGUUGAACGUUCUACUUUGACACCACCAAAGUCCAAGGUUGACGAUCUACUCCAGAAGGAUGAGGUUAACUCAUUGUUGAAGAAAGCUGCUGAUCUGGACGGUGAUGAAGAGGAACCAAAGGAGGAUAAGGAUUCUGCAUGGGAUGAUGAGCCAGAGCAGGUGAAGGAGGAGCCAAAGGAGGAGCCAAAGGAGGAGCCAAAGGAGGAGCCAAAGGAGGAGCCAAAGGAGGAGCCAAAGGUUGAGCCAAAGCAACAACCAAAGCAACAACCAAACGAACAACCAAAGGAGACAAAACCUGCAGAGACAUCCACUGAGACAGCCUCCAAACCAUUGACCUUGAAGGGCACUAUAGAGAAAUUGUCCCAAGUCGUUGAUGGAUUUGAAAAGGUUGUCACAAGACUUGAGGCUGCGAACUUAGAGAAGGACGAGAGACUCAAAGCUCUCGAGGAGAAAAUUGCACAACUCCUUGAGAAAAAGUAAACUGGAGUAGAAUGCUCCGUUGUCGUUGUUUUAUCUGUAUGUUGAUCUGCAUGUCUACGUGUUGAUAAUUAUGUCUCGCAUAGGCUCAGGGAGAAGAAGUAUCAACCCUUCAACAGAGCAGUCAGAUGGAUUAGAUGCUUGCUUUGUUUUCCACGGUGUAUUGUUGUAGCCUGUACAGGACUGUAUAGCUUC
Molecule: messenger RNA, 2082 nt
Organism: Williopsis jadinii
Lineage: Eukaryota; Fungi; Ascomycota; Saccharomycetes; Phaffomycetales; Wickerhamomycetaceae
Gene: CRN1
Product: coronin
Exons: 4
Coding region: 55-1890 (611 amino acids)
Biological process (GO): actin filament organization
Molecular function (GO): actin filament binding
Source: RefSeq, a predicted model, not a curated record